Molecule: messenger RNA, 1785 nt
Organism: Alternaria incomplexa
Lineage: Eukaryota; Fungi; Ascomycota; Dothideomycetes; Pleosporales; Pleosporaceae
Exons: 5
Coding region: 1-1785 (594 amino acids)
Source: RefSeq, a predicted model, not a curated record
AUGUUCGCAACCGACUUACCACUGGAUCAAGAGGCGGAGUCUGUUGGAGCGCGGAGGGAGCGAAAGACCAAAGAGCGAUCCAUCAGGUCAAACUCCAUCCAUACUUCACGAACGUCCACUAGUUCCGCAAACUCUGGCUCUACCGACCGUGAGCAAUGGUGGUCUUCAGGCCUGAAGAAAGCAAAGAGUAUAAAACCCAGGAUACUACGACCAUCAACCGGACAAACCACAGAUUCUCAGAGAACCGCGAAGACCGUGCCAGCCGAGUUGGACUUGACCCGCACGCACAAGCUCAAGGAUCCCGCGCUGCACCCUAGCUGGACAUACACAGGCACUAUUCCUGCGAAACUUCCAUCUGGUGAUUCUCUGCAUCCGCAACAGGAUGAAGUACAGGAGCUGGAAGGUGAAAAGUCCUCUCGAAAGACAGACUCUACGAGAUCGCGCGUCUCACAUGACCGAAAGCGCUCGGUGAGGACUCCGCCGGUAGUUGACAGCAGCGAUGACGCAACGCAAGCAAGCCGCGUCAGUCCUAGAUCUUUUGUUACGAGCAGAACUCGUGCCAGUUCCGAGACCCCUGAAGAUAGAAGUGCCCCGCCAAUGUCAAUGCCAGGAGCGAAGAGGGUUGACAGCGGGUGGCCACAGUCAGCUGAAACCGAAGCAAUGCCCAAAGUUGAAGCACUCGAGCUGCAUGACAGCUUCCAGGAGAAAGAACACGACGACGCUAAGCAUGUCUCAAAAGCGAGCGGUGGCGCAAAUUCCGAGGUCUCCUGCAAGCCUCUCUCGCAAUGGCAAUGUCUCACUCCACGAGGGGUACCUUCGGAAAUACAGUUGCAGUCGCGGUUGACCCCUAAGAAGGUUGCAGUCGCCCAGAAUACCACACCGGACCUCGGCCGUUUUACACGAUUUAUCCGGAGAAUGGAGGGAGCCGGUCCCAAAGUCAUCCUGGACCGACUGAAGGAAGAUUGGCAGUGGAGCACAGGCGGAGACGUUGAUGAGGAGUUGGUCCUCGAGAAACAAUUGUGGCUGUUGACGGGGUUCCAAAUGCAGAAUUUGGGUCGGGAACGGACCCUGCCGAAGCCCGAAUGUAACACCGGGAGGAUCCUUGAACUCUACGGUAAUCUCUCUGAGGUAUACCAACUGUCGGCAAUGCAUCCGUCCCAAACAGUGCACUUCCUCACUACCAAACCCCAGCGACGUGUUCAGUUACCGGGCAACGUAUCCUACUUGACAGUGCGCAAGCUUGGUGCUGUUCCACUGCCUUACCCAGAGGACUACUUCUCGCAUAUAAGAGCAUCGACGUUGCCAUCGCUGGUACCCUCUGCCAUAUUACCGGAACUGUUCAGCGAAUGUCACAAGCUGCUCGCUACCGGUGGUUUCCUAGAGAUCAGAAUCAUGGAUGCUGCCCCGGUACGCAAGACUACCGGCCCAUUGAUGCGAACCUGGAUCGAGGACAGACUCUCCGUCAAUCUGGAGCGAGACUUCAGAUGCUCAAAGCCAUGUUCGCUGGUCCCCAGUUGGCUGACAGCUGCCGGAUUCGAGAUGCUCGUUCAGGAAGACAACCAGAGCAUGACGCUACCGUGCGCUAUCGACUCGGAUACUGCCAAUGUGAACGAAGAGCUUUCCAUGAUCAUCGGCCGGGCCUUCUGGAAGGACAUAUGGGGUAGCUUCGUAGACGACGCUCAAGACGAACCGAAGUGGUGGUGGGAAGACGAAGAGAUCGUUCAAGAAUGUGUAAAGCGCCAAACCUUGCUCGAGUGCAGGACGAUCUUUGCAUACAAGCGAUGA